Molecule: messenger RNA, 1201 nt
Organism: Rhagoletis pomonella (apple maggot)
Lineage: Eukaryota; Metazoa; Arthropoda; Insecta; Diptera; Tephritidae
Product: tumor rejection antigen P815A-like
Exons: 1
Coding region: 153-542 (129 amino acids)
Source: RefSeq, a predicted model, not a curated record
AACAACAAAAUCAGCCACAAUUCUUCAUCCUUAUAUAUGUAUGUAUGUAUGUAUGUGUUAACAACAACAUCAAUACUACAUAAACAGGAGCAGCGAUAACAACAACAGCAGCAAAUACAGCAAGAACACAAAUCGAAGCUAAAGUUUCCACUAUGAUUGCCACAACUGAGGUGGAUUCCGCAAAAUAUUCGUGGUCACGACAUUUGAAUAUGGCCACACAAACGCCACCUGCACGGCGUCAUCAGCCAUGCAUGCAAGUGGAUAGCGCUGAAGAUGGCGACGAUGAUGAUGAUGAUGAUGACGAUGACGAUGAUGAUGAAGAUGAAGCAGUUGACAGCAAUGACAAGAAUAAUGAAAAUGACAAUUUGAUUGAGUCGGAUGCAGAUGGCGAAGCUGCUGCUGCUGCUGCUCAAAUUGGUGGUAAUAUUAGUGGUGCUGGGGUGGCUGAUGGUGGUUGCUGUAAGCCACAUGCUUCCACUUCAGAUGCUGCUAAGGCCAAUGAUCGGCAUGCUGAUCGGGCAGCUAAAUUAUCGUCUAUUUGAAAACUCGCCAAUACCUAUUUCAGGCUCAUGUGCACCUAACAUAUGCAUUUGUACAUUUUGGUACAUAUAAACAGAUGUAUAUACUUUCCAUUCAGUGUAUUAGGGACUUUCGGGAUCCAAGUAUUUAGCUAGCUGUCACAUGAUUUUAAAGCUCAAACAGUGUAAUAUAAGUAAAACUUCACACACACACCCACACUCGCCAAUAAACGCAUACACUAAGAGCAGAACUCAAGAAAGUUGGAAUAGCUUAGUGCUUAUGUGCGCUGCUUUUGAUGCAGCGUUGCCUUGAAACUCUAAUAAAAUUUUUGAGAGGAAGUUAUGUUGACUAGCUUUGUAAAAUUUUUAAUUUUCUUUUAUUUCACCAUAUGAGUAGCACCAUUUAAUUGAAACUACUUAUGAAAGAAAUAAUUGGGCAUAGAGUUUUGUUUUCAUUAAAUUAUUAAAAGCCCCAAAAAACUUUUAUUUUUGAAAUGGGCUUUUUACAUAAAGACCGGGUAAUUUAUUUUUGGAAACAACAUACAUUUAUGACAUUUUCGACCGAAGUUUCCAGAAUCAAGUGCAGCAUAUACAUAUGAGCAAACCUCACGAGUUGUUACAUUUUUCGACAAAAACUUGUUUUUGGCCGAAAGUGGUGGUACACCUAUCUUAUCAGUUUUGUA